UACUCUUGAUUCAGUCACGAUAUAUUUCGCUCUCACCUUUUUCUAAGAUAUUCGAAGUUUUACUUUAAAGAAUUCCUCAAGUAUUGUCACAGACAGACAUAACAAGAUUUACGAUGAGUCAAGUUCGCAUUAAGAAAAGACAAUGGCGACCAAAGCCGUCUGAUGAGCCACCAAAACCACGUGGAAAGAUUCGAUUGAUCAGACUGGAACCGGAUCCCAAAGUACAGAAAUGUUCAGAGAAGUCACAAACAAAAGCAGACGUAUCUCAGCAUGCUGGGUUCUUAAGGGAUCCCAAAGUACAGAAAUGUUCAGAGAAGUCACAAACAAAAGCAGACGUAUCGCAGCUUGCUGGGUUCCUAAGGAAACGGCACUCCUCCGAGACUACCAUGGCAACUAAUGGGACAAAAUCCACCCGUAAUAUGUCCAUUGCAACCAAACCCGAAUCACGUGCGUCUAACGUCACCAUGACAACCAGUGGUACAUAUGCCACACACAAACCCAGUGAUAUGGUCAACACCUCACUUCAGGAUCCCAAGGUACAGAAAUGUUCAGAGAAGUCACAAACAAAAGCAGACGUAUCUCAGCUUGCUGGGUUCUUAAGGGAUCCAAAAGUACAGAAAUGUUCAGAGAAGUCACAAACAAAAGCAGACGUAUCUCAGCUUGCUGGGUUCUUAAGGGAUCCCAAAGUACAGAAAUGUUCAGAGAAGUCACAAACAAAAGCAGACGUAUCUCAGCUUGCUGGGUUCUUAAGGAAACGGCACUCCCCUGAGACUACCAUGGCAACAAACGGGGAAAAAUCCACCUGUAAUAUGACCUUGGCCAUUAAACCCGAAUCACAUGCCUCUGACGUCACCAUUACAACAGGUGCUACAUGUGACAAACGGAUACUCAGUGAUAUGGUCCAUAUCUCGCCUCAGCAGUGUGACAGCUGACAAAAAAACACCUCCCCAGAUUGAACUCGACGAUGAUUUUGACUACAGUCUGGAUCUCAUGGGAGAUUACACCCUCACGGAAAGCGACUUCUCCAAGAAACCAACACCGUUUUGGUUCGAGAUAGAAUACAAUGCUACCAAUGACAGUCUACAAGAUAUACCUAUCAAACAGUCAACUCCGGACAAUCUCAAGACUGACCAUUGCGGCCCAACCUCGGAUACUACCAACUACCACCUGGUCAAACAAUUCUCUCCCGAGUCUGACCUUAUCAUGGACAUAGUGCGUGACAGUACUAGACACAGAGGCGUCAAGAGAAAGCUUUCUUUUGACGAGGAUAAUGUGGUUCCGGUGCCGUGUAAAAGGCCAAGGAGAUGUUAACCCUGAUCCAUAUAUAUGAACUUUAUUGUGAUAAUUCGGGAGAUACAGUAUUUGGACUUGGCCAUCUGGCGGUUAUUUAUUCAAAAUGACGGCGAGAGUGUGGGCGUGGUUUGUGUGAUUGUUAUUAUGUUGAUACAUGAUGCACGUUCUAAUUUCGAAUAUACCACGUAACUUUGUGUUAACAUAGAGUCUGAUAUGUCUGUCUGCAUGUUUGUUUUGCAUAAUUGUGAGCGAUAUAUUUCUGUCGGUUUGUAUGUCUGUCCAUUCGUCUGUCUGCAUAUUUGUUUUGCAUGUUUAAGAAAGAAGCUUGUGAAAGUCUCUUGGUGGUUAUUGACCCUCAGAGCGGUACCUGUAUCGUUUUGACUGUCAGAACGUUUGCCAUUUGAUUAAAGCUCUUUCUCUUAUGUUACGUCCGAUAUAUUCUAUCGGCUUGUAUGUCUGUCCAUUUGUCUGUCUGCAUGUUUGUUUUGCAUGUCAAAGGAGGAAGCUUGUGAAAGUCUCUUGGUGGUUAUUGACACUCAGAGCGGUACAUGUAUCGUUUUGACUGUCAGAACGUUUGCCAUUUGAUUAAAGCUCUUUCUCUUAUGUUACGUCCGAUCGGCGAUCUAUUCUAUCGGCUUGUAUGUCUGUCCAUUUGUCUGUCUGCAUGUUUGUGUUGCAUGUCUAAGAAAGAAGCUUGUGAAAGUCGCUUGGUGGUUGUUGACACUCAGAGCGGUACAUGUAUCGUUUUGACUGUCAGAACGUUUGCCAUUUGAUUAAAGCUCUUUCUCCUGUUAUAUCCGAUCUGUUUCUAUUUGCUUGUUUGUCUGUCCAUUUGUCUGUCUGCAUGUUUGUUUUGCAUGUUUAAGAAAGAAGCUAGUGAAAGUCUCUUGGUGGUUGUUGACACUCAGAGCGGUAUCUUUAUCGCUUUGACUGUCAGAACGUUUGCCAUUUGACUAAAGCUCUUUCUUAUCUGUUACUUCCGGGUUAUUUCUAUCGGUUUGUUUGUCCAUUCGUCUGUCUGCAUGUUGCAUGAUAUGAUGCUAUGUUAUGACGCAUGGCACGUGUUAUGUGUUGUUCUGUUUUUGUUGGUGAUGUCUGUCAAUUUCCCGUCUUUGUCCGUCCCGAAUCCUUGUCUCUAUUCUCUAUACAAUGGCACAGCUUUCAGUGUUGGGUAUCAACAUGACACAAUCAAGUCUGUCUCGAGCGCGUGUAAGUAUCGAUUUGGUGUGAAAGUGUCUAUUUGGUGUGAGAGUCGUUUUGGAGUAUACUUUUAUUAUUAUUUGUUAUUUCUGAUUUUCCCAUUGUCUGCUGUGCAGAUAUAUUAUGACAUAUGACUAUACAAUAA
Molecule: messenger RNA, 2638 nt
Organism: Pecten maximus
Lineage: Eukaryota; Metazoa; Mollusca; Bivalvia; Pectinida; Pectinidae
Exons: 11
Coding region: 114-932 (272 amino acids)
Source: RefSeq, a predicted model, not a curated record